CAAGGUAAACAACACUAUAAAUUGAUUUUCAGUACCGACAGGAAGAAGAAAAAAGAAAGCAGGCAGCUCCAAAGAGCGAAAACAAGGGUCUUGAUAACUUCCCCAGCACAUACCGGAACCCCAUGUCUUAUGGUGGGGAUGUCAAUGUCGAAGCAUGAGAAUGCCACCCUCCACGAGCUCGCCCUAAUGUAGGAUGAACCACUUCUGGUCAGGUCUGGGACAUGGCCAAGAUCCAUCCCAUUUUAUUCUACCACCUUACGCACCCAAACACACUCCAAGUGCUGGGGUAUAGCUAUGGGUAUGGGCGUGUUAUCCAGCAGCAGACCAAGCUGCAUUGCCUAGCAUGCACUGCACUGGUACUGACGUUGAGCUGUCAAAACGGCACCACAGGAAAAAAAAAAAGAAUCAGACAUUGCACUGCUUUGUUUCAACAGACAGGAUCCACGCUGCCACAGCGGCAAUUCUCUCUCCUUUUCUUUUGAAUCGUCUCGAAUCAGAUCGACUCAAAUCAUAUCACGGCCCUUGCCUGCCUGCCUGUCUCGUUUGCCCUCACACAUUCCUAUGUCUGCGGCCCUUCUUCGACUCAUCCCUGGGCGGUCGUCUCCAUUGAGCAGUGACAGCCGGUAGCAGUGGCCGGUGUCUACCAGUAACUUGACAGCGGUAGUAAUCACAGUAACCGCCUUCUCGCAUCUGCUUGCCGGGUAUAAAAUCGGGAAGAGCGUGUCCUGAAUCGCAAUCUCUUCCUCCUUCACUCGCUAGCAUCGAGAUUUGUUGUAGACGAUCUCAACCGCCAAUACCUUUCCACAAACCCGUUUUUGAAUACAACACUGGCAUAUCGUAUCGUGCCGUGCUGUAACCUAUCGUUCCGCAGCGCUCUUUUUUUUUUUUUUCCCCUUGAAUCUUCCUAAGUGGUAUUGUUGACCCUGAGUCGUGGAAUUGUUUUGUGCGUGCUGGACCCUGUUAACCUUGGAAGUAUAGUCACACACUCCUCCGAUUUUGCAUAACGACAUUGGAAAAACGAAUACUUGGAUUGAUUGAUGUCCUUCGAUUGCCGUGAUGGAUCCCAAGAAUGAUGCUCCCGCGCAUGGAGCCGUAGUCGAUAUCGGCGGCAGCAACAUGUAUGACGGCAUCGGCAAGCGAUUGCAAGAGGCCCUCACGGCUCCAUACUCUCCAACCUCCAAACCCACGCUGCCCGACGAAUUACUGUACGACGAUGUCGGGUUGCCGAUCUGGAAUCAGAUCAUCUUCACCCCUGAAUUUUAUCAGACUCAUGACGAGAUUGCCUUGUUUGAUAAGCAUGGCGCCGAUGUUGCUGCGCGAUGCCCAGCUGGUGUCACAAUUAUCGAUCUAGGAGCUGGUGACACUCGCAAGGUUGGUCACCUUCUCGCAGCCUUUGAAAGGGACAAAGUUCCCGCCAAGUACCUCGCAUUGGACAUCUCCAGAUCGUCGCUGAAUCACAAUGUCAAAUACCUCGUGGAGCAGCACCCGAGCCCUGAGUCUUCAGUGACCUGUGCUGGUAUCUGGGGUACCUUUGGCGAUGGUAUGAGCUAUAUCCAAAAGAUCUCGACACCUCGUCUCUUCCUCUCGCUAGGUUCGGUUCUCUGCAACGAUCCUUGGCCUGAAGCACUCGCUCACCUGAAGUUCUGGGCCGAUGCCUUGCGACCUGACGACCUGCUUCUAAUUGGAAUGGACGGCCACACUCUUCCCAACAACAAGGAGAAGAUCUGGAACGCCUACCACUCUUGCGAUGACCUCUACCACAAGUUCUUCUUGAAUGGCUUCAAGCAUGCCAAUCGUCUGGCAGGGGAGGAAUGGUUUCGUGAGGAGGAUUGGGAACUCCUCGCGCAAUUGGAGGAUGAGCCCACUACUCGUCAUCGCUUCUUCUUCCGGGCCAAGAAAGAUGUGAAGCUUAAGAAGAUGAGCCGCAUCAUCCAGAAAGGCGAAGAGUUCGACUGGUUUGAUUCUCACAAGUACGGCGAAGAUAACGUGCGCCUCAUGUGCUAUAAGGCAGGACUGAGCGUAAUCGAUGUCUGGCAGGCCCCAGGAUCGGAGUUCCGACAAUAUCUCGUUCGUCGUAAGGACAGCAAGGACCAGCGAGACGACGCCGACAGUGCCGUCUCAGGAGUCAGUUACUAAUCUGUCUCCGCGGCUGGCCGCUACUAUCACAUCUAAUUCCUAAAAGAAUUUUCACCAAAAAGGCGGGCAACUAUUGCUGAGAAUAUCUGCGGACAGUACCUUUUUACGAGUAAGGGAAGGCAUUGUAAUCCCAAAAUGGAUGGGCAGACCAAAGUUUUGUUCGUUGCGUUUCGUCAGGUUAGGCACAGGGUUUCCUCUUCUGCUUCGAGGACCUUUGCAACAAGGUGUUCCCACCAAGGGUACCUCUUACCGAUAGAUUUGGGGAGAGCAGUUGGAUCUCGUGGGAUUUGUACUUCUUUGUCAAUCCACCCCCAGAUGCGCAAAAGCGCGUCGUAUAAGGGGGGGACGCUCUGAGGUGACAGGUAAUUAGCCCCUAAUUCUGCAACUAGAGUAGGUAAUGUUGGGUGCAGUAGACCUGGGCAAGGGCAGAACCAGCCUGCGUCUUGCCAUAGAUUACUAAAAAUGGGAGGUUUGCGUUUCUUUCUUUGCACUUACACUGCGGACUGGCGUUUGAACCACUUGUUCGAACCAAUCCAUUGAAACAUCCUUGUGUACAGGUUCAGUAGCGAGUAAGCCCAGGAAAAACACUGGUAAUAGGGGUGCUUGAGCUGUAAAGUGAGACCCCGAUGUAGGCAUAAUUCGUAUGCAACGGGCAAG
Messenger RNA from Fusarium odoratissimum NRRL 54006, 2793 nucleotides. RefSeq lists its product as uncharacterized. The record is from RefSeq and is a predicted model, not a curated record. The transcript has 3 exons. Gene Ontology annotation, molecular function: methyltransferase activity. NCBI's taxonomy places the organism in Eukaryota, Fungi, Ascomycota, Sordariomycetes, Hypocreales, Nectriaceae. Bases 1057 to 2136 code for a protein of 359 amino acids.